Hydra vulgaris (swiftwater hydra) is the source of this 2364-nucleotide messenger RNA. The record is from RefSeq and is a predicted model, not a curated record. Lineage: Eukaryota; Metazoa; Cnidaria; Hydrozoa; Anthoathecata; Hydridae.
CGCAUAGAAAAGUACAAGCAUGUCUAGUAUAAGUCUUUUUUUUAAAUUUUGUUUGAGCUUGUAUCAGUCAAUCAGUUAUGGUCAGGUCAGGUCACCUGCUACUAGUAACAUUUAAUCCAGUACAACCUGUUUCAUAGGAUCAACUCAUAUUCUAGUUUAGUUUCAGUUUAAGUUUCAUGGGAAUUGGAGCAGUAAUAAGUUAAGAGUUAUGCAAGAAACAUCUGAGAAAGGCAGAAGAAACUCAAACUGCUCAUUUAAAUCUUGUACUGUUUUAAGUGAGUUGUUUAAAAUUAUGUUUACCGAUAGUGAAAUUGACCAAGUGGCAACUGCUAAGUGCGUGGCAAGUACCUAACAUUGUACUCUAGUAAUUUUUAAAAAACGUUUAUGAAGAGUCGUGGAAGAGUAAUAAAAAACUCAUGGAAAAUAUCAUAUCAGCCAAAAAUAACUAUCCAGCCAAAAUUUAAGCUGCUUUAACAAAAUAUAGAACAGAGAUAAUUGUUAAACAAAUAAUAGAAGCACACAAUCAUGUUAUUGGUGAAAAUAUUUAUCUGUUAUUGUUUUCAGAUCAAGAUCUUUACAAACAUGUCCAAAAAAAAAAAGUUAUCAAGUGAAGAGAAGGCUAAAGUUAAAGAACUGAGUCGUCUUUGUGUUACUACUAAAGUAAUUGCUGAUGAAAUGAGAAAGAGUACAGGAAAAUCCAUAAUGAACAAGGACAUUUGGAACAUCAAGGAUAAAUUCGUCAAGAAAUUAGAAAAAGAUUCUGAAAAAGAGAUUAGAACACAUGAGGAAGAACUGCUAUUAAUUAGAAAAGGUGAAAAUCUGAUUAAACAGGGUAAUCAACUCAUCAAGCAGGGUGAGCGUAAAAUAAAAGAAGGGGAAUUACUGCUUCGUACUCAUGGAUCCAAUGUAAACAGUGUACCAUGUAGAGUACCUAAAUCAUCUGCAGUCAAUACAUCUUGUACACCAAAACCUAGAAAGUCUUUUAUUAAGCUUACAAACAGGAUGAAGCGUAAAAGAACAGAUAGUCUUAGAGAACGAGAGGUGGAAGAACUGCAACAUGCUGUCAAAAGGUUUAAAUUUAAUUCUUCUACUGAUGGUAGGGCUAUUUUAUAUGGUUCAAAUUUGUCAUUGCAAGCUCUUUGUAAUUUGAAACUUACAGAUAGAACAUGGACUGAAUUUAAAAAUAUAGUGACUCAUAAUCGUCAUCUUGUUCCUCCAGGUUUAACCAAGUUGAAGCAAUACAAAAAAUUGACAUAUCCAGAACAGGUUAAAUAUUCUGAAACCGAAGUAAAAUGUAGUCUUUUCCAUAUGAUAAAGCAUUCAGUUUCUAGAGUGUUUGAAUAUCUUUUGGAUUAUGAAAGUAACUGCAUAAUGAGUUUAUCACAAGAAGAGCGUGAUAAUGCACAAAUUAUUUGCAAAGUAGGAGGUGAUGGUCAAAGUGAUCAAUCUGACUUUCAAAAUUCAGCAACUAUGAAAAGAGGUGUAGAUGAUCGCUCUGUGUAUAGUAUAGUGUUUAAUAUUGAAUUUAAACUUGGUGAAAGUACUUUUGUAGUAAAGUCUAGUUUGUCAACUAUUUAUACCACAAUGAAUGAUGGCAAAACACUAAACGCUGUUGUAUCAAAUAUGCUUAAAAAAAAAAAUUCAUCUCAGUCCUGCCAUGUAUGCCUUGCAAAUUCUAAAGAGUUUAACUUGAAAACUAUUUGGAAAAAAAAUAUUAAUUUAAACAAACAUGUUUUGAAACUUGGAAUUUGCAGUCUUCAUCUAUGGAUGCGCUGUAUGGAGUGGAUUUUCAAUACUGCUUGUAAACUCCCAGCUGUCAAGCAAGGAAGAAAUAUUCCAUCACAAAAGAGUAAAGAAUUUAUUGAAAACAAAAAAAAAUUCCAGCAUUUAUUCAAGAUACAACUGAAUAUAAGGGUUUCUUUUGUCAGGAAAGGAUGUGGAACAACCAAUACUGGAAAUGUUGCUCGCAAAUUUUUUAAUAACCCGAUUGUGACAGGGAAAAUUUUAAACUUGGAUAUCAGAAUGAUUAAGUUGUUUCGAGAUUUACUCAUUGAUAUAAACAGAACAACUACAAGACCGGAUAUAAAGGUUUUCAAACAGAAAUCUGAACAUCUAUUUGCACUCAUAACUAAUGAUAAAUUUUUAAAAACCAUACCUAUGUCACAACCUGUGCAUAGAGUGAUAGUUCAUGGUACUUCUUUUAUGAGGUAUUUUAAGUAUCCGAUUGAGAGUGCUAUUGAAGCCAGAAAUAAGGAAAACAAAACUGCUCGAAUUGGUCAUGCUCGUUUAACCUCUUUUGCAGAAAACACUAGGGAUACAGCUAAUUAUUUGUUUAUGACAUCUGAUAUGCAAUCUCAAUUUUAG